Molecule: messenger RNA, 1746 nt
Organism: Hemibagrus wyckioides
Lineage: Eukaryota; Metazoa; Chordata; Actinopteri; Siluriformes; Bagridae
Gene: tmem106ba
Product: transmembrane protein 106Ba
Exons: 8
Coding region: 157-936 (259 amino acids)
Source: RefSeq, a predicted model, not a curated record
UACGUACAGCGCGCGUGCGCACGGGUCUGCGCAUGCGCGUUUAAUCUUCACUCGUCAACUGCUUCCCCAGUGUUGUCGUUACAGUGGGAUUAGGACAAGCAGAGAAAAGCCGUGUGUCGGGAAAUAUCAGGAAGAGGAGGAACUGUAAACGAAGCCAUGGGCAAGUCUAUUUUCUCGUUGCCAAAAGACAAAAGCGAGGGCAAGGAGAAACUGACAUCUGAUGAUCCUGACUCUGAACCUGUAGAGGAGGAUAAGAAUGAAAUUUCACAGUUCCCCUAUGUUGAGUUCACAGGCAGGGACAGUGUCACUUGUCCCAGUUGCCAAGGAACAGGAAGAAUACCAAGAGAACAAGAAAACCAGCUCGUUGCCCUGAUACCAUACAGUGACCAAAGACUGAGGCCGAGACGAACUAAGCUGUAUGUGAGCUUGUCAGUGAUGCUGUGCCUCCUGCUUUCUGGCUUGGCCGUGUUUUUCCUCUUCCCCCGCACCAUUGAUGUCGCCUACAUGGGUGUGAAAUCUACAUCUGUCACAUUUGAUGCACAGCAACGAAUCGUCUAUCUCAACAUAACAAACACUUUGAACAUCACUAAUAACAACUACUAUCCGGUACAAGUGGCAAACAUCACAGCGCAGGUGCAGUUCUAUAAAACAGUGAUCGGAAAAUCACACGUGAGCAAUCUGACCAGCGUAAUGCCCCUGGAUAUGCAGCAGGUCGAUUUCCCUGUUUCCACAGUCAUAGCCAAUGAGAUGAGCUACAUCUAUGACUUUUGUACCAUGCAGGCUAUAAAAGUGCACAACAUUGUGGUCAUCAUACAGAUGACCGUCACCACCGUGUACUUCGGGCAUGCUGAGCAGGUCUCUCAGGAGAAUUACCUGUACGUGGACUGUGGCUCAAACACUACCAGUCUCAAUGGACACAUGACAGUGAUACAGUGACACGUUACACCUUGAUAUUUAGCCGCAGCGUGUACUGUGUCCACGCGGAGCGUCUCAAUGAUACGUUUUAACUGCUGUGCAUGUACAGGACCAGGGUGAAGCUUCAGCCAGAAUGCUCUCAGACUCCUCUGUGGAUGACUUUUGUAGAUAGAUGUACAGGUAAAAAGUUGUUUUGACAUGACUGCAGUGACUGACUGGUCCUCUGUGGUUUGAGAUGUAGAAGGAACACACUACACAUUAGCGUCACUCUCUACUACUUAUUGACUGCACUCACAUAAGCUGCGUUCUCUUGGUUUUAUAUGAACCACUUACCUUUUUUUCCCAUUCACUAUUUAUUCUAUUUACAUUCAGAGCAGUAGGUAUGGAGGGAAUAUUAUUUGCAGGAUAGAUGGACAUAUGAAAUCUAAGCUACCUUUUUAUACCUUGUAUUUUACAAGUAUUUAUUUAAAUGAAAAAUCUGAAAUUUAAGAAUAAUUAUCGUCAGUGAUAUGGGGGUAGUGAGUUGAGUGGGUGUGGCGGGGUGUCUGUUUGAUACACAAACUACAUGUCAAAUGAUAUAAAGAUAUUAUAAUGAGGUGCUGUAAAUGUUAAUUAUUGAAAUGUGCAGUUAUUAUGUGAAGCUAGGCUAUUUAGGUUUUUAAAUAAUCAGUAAGGCUAUAUUUUAUUUUACCACUGUAACAGAAAUCUAAAUCUAAAAAACAGUAGAGCUUCACAAAUUUUGAUUGAAAGAUGAACCAAGACUUUUCCAAGACGUGAGUUAUUUUUUUUCUGUUUGAUUUGAUGUAACAUUAAAAGAUUGUUGUAACUGAU